This is a messenger RNA of Penicillium subrubescens, 945 nucleotides long. RefSeq lists its product as uncharacterized. Lineage: Eukaryota; Fungi; Ascomycota; Eurotiomycetes; Eurotiales; Aspergillaceae. The coding region runs from base 1 to 945 and encodes 314 amino acids. The transcript has a single exon. The record is from RefSeq and is a predicted model, not a curated record.
AUGCGCGCCUAUCUGACUCUGGCAUUGCUAGCCAGCUCUUCCCUCGCACAAUCAACAGUCCAAUUGUUCAAUUUCUCUAGCUACGUCGAUAUCGAAAACAUUGCUCUUCGCCCGAACGGCCAUCUCCUCCUUACUACUUUCGAUCAAGGCCGUCUCUACACCCUCAACACUUCCGGUCGCACUCACCACGCUCAAUUAGUCGCGUCUCUCCCAGGGGCCACCGCCCUCUGUGGAAUAACAGCCAUUGAUCAUGACAAGUUUGCCAUUGUUGGAGGGAUCAGGGGCAGCUACAGCUACACGAAUGAGACACUCUAUACUGUCGACUUUACCCAUAACGCCGUCAAUCCCAUCAUUCGGACAGUUGCCCGUAUCCCUAAUGCCGUGAUGCUCAACGGCAUGGCUUCCUUGCCUACACAACCACACAUCGUUCUGAUCGCAGAUUCACGACUCGGAUGCUUAUUCCGCGUUGAUACAACAACGGGUAUCUCGAAAAUAACCUUCAGGGACGACACUCUAGCAGCACCCACAAACGCAAGCAUUCCGAUCGGAAUCAACGGGUUAAAGAUCGCUCGCGGCUACUUGUACUUCACAAACACCGCACGGGGGACUUUCUCACGAGUCCCUGUCAGUGCAGAUGGGCUGAAAUUCGGCGAUGUAGAGCUUAUUGUUAGCCUGGAUAUGAGUGUCUCCGGGGAUGACUGGGAUGAUUUCGCCUUGGAUACAGAUGGUGUCGCGUAUAUUGCGCAGCCUGAUAAUUCUAUAGUGAGGAUUCAGCCAGAUGGUCAACAGAUUAUUGUUGCUGGCGGGGGAGAGACAGACGAUAUUAUCGGGCCUACUUCGGUGCAGGUCGGGAUAAGUGGAGUGUUGUAUGUUACUACUCGUGGUGGAACUGUUGAUGGGGUUACGUAUAGUGGUCAAGUAGUAGAGGUGCAACUAGCUGAGUAG